Striga asiatica is the source of this 348-nucleotide messenger RNA. The record is from the annotation of a GenBank genome assembly. NCBI's taxonomy places the organism in Eukaryota, Viridiplantae, Streptophyta, Magnoliopsida, Lamiales, Orobanchaceae.
AUGGCUAAUAGUUUUGAGAACAAUGUAAGACCAAAGGAAGAAGUCGAAGGACUUGAGCCGCUUAUACGGGAGUUCGCAAAGGUCCUACACACCAAGUUCUUUGAAAGUCCUUUGCCUUUCUUCUCAUAUAUGCAAAUUCAUACCUCACUGACGAGCUCGAGAAGAGGCAAAAGAAGAAUACGUCGUAAGAGUAAGCCUUCGUCCUUGGUCCUUAUUGCUUGUAGAGGACUUGAUCCUAUUGGGAUAGCGGAAUCGAUGCUUGAACCCGAGGAAGAAGAACUGUUUAGGAGAUCAAGAAUUGCUUUCGCUGAGCCAAUUGAUACUUGGGCUGAAUCUACACAGGCAUAA